GCUUGCCGCUGCCCCACAGCGCUCACAGUUGAGGCGACACCGAGGUCGUCAAUCCGAACCGGCGGUGGAGGGGGGAGUGUGAACGGACGGACGUGGUUAGUAAUAAUAUCGACGCUCGCGCGUACGCGCUGCGGAGGACGAGGGUUCGGCUGACAACAGCGAUCUCGCUCUGAUCAUCGGGCUGCUUUGGUGGUGGUGGUGGUGGUGAGCAACUCCCGACGACGCUCGGGUUUCAGUUCGGCGUCGUUUCGUCUUGAGAGGAAGGGGCGAGGAAGAAGCGAGGAAGAAGCAGAAGGCGGAGGAGGAGACGCGCGAGGUGGAACGGAAGAGCAAGAGGCGAGGUGCGACGCCUGCGAGUGAAACCAGAGCCACUGUGCCCCACGCGCCGAUAUAUAUAGAGAGGAGGAGAAGAAGACACACUCUCGUACUGUAUAGGGAGGGGGGUAUUCGAUAUCGGGCCGUGACGCUCGCUCCCUCGCUCUCGGAUAACCUCGGCGUCCUGCGACUCGAGCAAAGCAAGGACAGAGACCGACCGCACCGUGCACCAUGACUGACAUCCUCUCCCUGCCGGAUCUCCAUUUAGAGGGCUACCUGGAGAAGCAGAGGGAGAAACUGCAAAGCCGUUUAAAUUACCUCGUGUCUCGGCGUUUCCACUGGCGGCGCUACUGGUUCGUGCUGAGGAACAGCUCGUUGUGUUACUACCCCAGCAGAGACAGCCCCAUGCCCCGAGGGAGAGUGGACGUUCAUUCGGUGCAGUCGGUGCGGGAACUCAACACGCUGAACCGCGAGCACGUGUUUCAGGUGGUGCUCAGCUCUGGCAAGGUCAUCAUCUUGGCCGCCGCGUCGGGUGAGCAGCGCGCUGUCUGGAUCCAGUUCCUGUGGAAAUGCAUGCAGCUGCCAGGGCCUGGCCGCAGCGUGUCGGCGUGCGCCUGGUACGUACGCGGCAGCGGCGGUUCGUAGCGGCGGUGCGUGCGU
Molecule: messenger RNA, 975 nt
Organism: Lethenteron reissneri (Far Eastern brook lamprey)
Lineage: Eukaryota; Metazoa; Chordata; Hyperoartia; Petromyzontiformes; Petromyzontidae
Product: differentially expressed in FDCP 6-like
Source: RefSeq, a predicted model, not a curated record